Messenger RNA from Drosophila rhopaloa, 4959 nucleotides. RefSeq names its product diacylglycerol kinase 1 (gene Dgk). Gene Ontology annotation, cellular component: plasma membrane. Gene Ontology annotation, molecular function: calcium ion binding; ATP-dependent diacylglycerol kinase activity. The record is from RefSeq and is a predicted model, not a curated record. Bases 559 to 4125 code for a protein of 1188 amino acids. Gene Ontology annotation, biological process: diacylglycerol metabolic process; lipid phosphorylation; intracellular signal transduction. The transcript is spliced from 21 exons. Lineage: Eukaryota; Metazoa; Arthropoda; Insecta; Diptera; Drosophilidae.
UGCCGGCGAUCGCAUCGAGCAAAAAAGCUCCCCAAAAUAAGGAAACGUUCUUGAGUUCAUAAGAAAACCCCCAAAUCAACCAUAUAUUUUUAUAGUAAACAUAAAAAUAAACAAAAAAAAUAAUAUAAAAACAUAACAAACCAUAAAAAAACAAAAAGAUGUUAAUACUUUGCGUUUACGCAAAGAUAUAAAGAUAUCGCAAAAAGUACCUGGUAAAUGACAUCAAAGUGAUUGUAAACAGCAACUGUUAAACAUUUGCCAAGUGCCGUAAGGAAGCGUGAAUAAUUUACAAUUACACGCGUCCAACUGCGCAGCAAAAUAUGCUAGUGAAAAGUGCCACAACAGCAAAAGGAUCCGCAUUUCCCAGGUCCUGGGCUGCAGUAUUAAUUUGAGCCACGCCAAGGAAAAGCAGGAAAAGCCCAACAAGCAGCGGGAAAAGGUGAGCCAAGCAUGUACUAAAACUACGGAGGAGCUCCCCAUCUCCCGUCUCUUUCCGGCUCGUCCCCUGUCGCCAUCCCUUUCUCUUGAAGCGCCACGGAAGAAGCAGCAAAAGGCAAAAUGAAUAUUGGCAUCGCAGCACCGAAAUGGGAUAAAUUGUCGCCACGCGAAUUUUUGCAGCUGCAGGAGCUGGCUUCAUAUUCCACCCGAAAGCUGCAGGACGUACUGCGGGAGUUCAGCUCGCCGAGUGCCACCUCCGCGCCCAAGUGCAUUCCGGAUGGGGACAUUGAUUUCGAUGGGUUCCGGCGCUUCCUUGACUCCUUCCUCGACUGCGAGGCGCCGCUGGACCUGGCCAAGCACUUGUUUGUGUCCUUCCUCAAGCCGAAUGUCACCCAGGCCCAGCUGCAUGGCCGGGCACUUAAUCAAAUGGCCGCCAUCAGCAGCACGGCCGCCUGUGCGCCAGUCACGUCCCACACGAAGGGCUCCAUACCGAACAUCAAUAGCAUUGCCGAGCUGAUGCCGCAGUGCAGCGCCAGCGGAGGCGCAGGGGGCGUGGCCGGUGGCGACGGCCACGCACAGACCCGCAGCAGCUUUGUGGACAAAAUCCAUGGCAUCACGGAUAAAUUACAGCACUCACUGGGCGGACAUCUCUCGCACGAUCCCAGCAAGACGGGCAGCGUCCAUCCGAUGCUCACCGUGACGCCGAGUCCCUUGGCCAGCGGACCCAGCAUGUUCCAGGCCAGCAAUCCGGCCCGUCGGUCCGUGGACUCGAGUCCCUCCCACUCGGCGACCAACCACUCGCAGAUGUCCCGCAACUCCUCCAAGAAGAGCAACAAUUCGGUUAAUUGCAAAAUUGAUGGCGACAUCAAGCUCCUGGCGCGAAAACUCUCCCAUUUUGAUCCGCUGACACUCAAGGUCCCGCUGAAGGACGUCGUCUGCUAUUUAUCACUGCUCGAGGCUGGCCGUCCGGAGGAUAAGCUGGAGUUCAUGUUCCGGCUGUACGACACGGACAGCAACGGAGUCCUGGACACGGCCGAAAUGGACGCCAUUGUCAAUCAGAUGAUGGCCGUGGCCGAGUACCUCGGCUGGGAUGUCAGCGAACUGCGUCCGAUACUGCAAGAGAUGAUGGUUGAAAUUGACUAUGAUGCCGACGGCACGGUGUCCUUGGACGAAUGGCAGCGGGGCGGGAUGACAACCAUUCCUCUGCUCGUGCUCCUAGGUGUCGACAGCACCACGCUCAAGGAGGACGGCAUCCACGUGUGGCGCUUGAAGCACUUCAGCAAGCCGGCGUACUGCAACCUCUGCCUCAACAUGUUGGUGGGACUCGGCAAGAAGGGUCUCUGCUGUGUGCUGUGCAAGUACACGGUGCACGAGCGGUGCGUGCAGCACGCCCCCGCUUCCUGCAUCACCACCUACGUGAAGUCGAAGAAGCCCAAGUGCGGCGGCGACCUGCUGCACCACUGGGUGGAGGGCAACUGCUACGGGCGAUGCUCCAAGUGCCGCAAGCGGAUCAAGGCCUACCACGGCAUUACAGGACUCACCUGCCGCUGGUGCCACAUGAUGCUCCACAACCGCUGCGCUUCGUCGGUGAAAAAGGAAUGUACUUUGGGGGAGUAUGCCGAGCUGAUUGUCCCGCCCACGGCCAUUUGUCCUGCUGUACUGGAUCGCCAGCGCUCCGUCAACCAGGCCCACAAGAAAUCCCAAAUGCAUCACCACCAGGCCACCCACUUCCAAAUCACGCCGCCGGACGAGCUGAGCUGCCCGCUGCUGGUGUUCGUCAACCCGAAAAGCGGCGGUCGCCAGGGGGAUCGCAUCCUGCGGAAGUUCCAGUACAUGCUCAAUCCGCGCCAGGUGUACGACCUGUCCAAGGGCGGGCCCAAGGAGGGACUUACGCUCUUCAAGGACCUGCCCCGCUUCAGGGUCAUCUGCUGUGGCGGCGACGGCACCGUGGGCUGGGUUCUAGAGGCCAUGGAUUCCAUCGAGCUGGCCAGCCAGCCUGCCAUUGGAGUAAUUCCGCUUGGGACAGGCAACGACCUGGCCCGCUGCCUCCGAUGGGGUGGCGGCUACGAGGGCGAGAACAUCCCAAAGCUCAUGGAGAAGAUCCGAAAAGCAUCCACCGUGAUGCUGGACCGAUGGAGCAUCGAGGUCACCAACACGCCGCAGAGUGAUGACCUGCGGCCAAAAGUGACGCUGCACUCGAAUAUGCAGAAGGUGAUUGAGCUGUCGCAAAGUGUUGUGGUCGACAAGUCGCUGAUGGAGCGCUUCGAGGAAGUUCAGCGGCAGAGCAAGCAGGCGGCCAGGGCCGCCUCCACCACAUCGAUUAUGAUGGCCAGCGAAACGGAAACGGAAAUGGAAAUGGAAACGGCCACGGUGGAGUUCGGUAACAGCACGACCACCCGGACGACCACGACCAAAAGCAUUUCGAUGUCCACGUUCGAGACGCAGUGCCUGCGAAAGACCCUUCGAUCCACCUUGAGCAGCAGCAGCAGCAACACGAGCAGCGGCAGUCCCUGCAACGGCAACCAGGAUGCGGAAACGGAAGCCGUUGCCGAUGCCGAUGCCGAUGCCGAUGACGAAGUCCGGCCAAAGUCCGUGGCCAGGAGGUCGGACGAAACGGAAAAGCAAUCACUUGAGACGCUGCUGCUGCAGCACAAACAACAGCUGCAACAGCAGCAGCAACAAGGAGCCGCAUCGGAUGCUGUCGAGGAAGCUGCAACAGCAACGCCAGUUGGGAAUAAUCAAAGCGAUAAUAAUAGCCAGCACAAUAAGCAAAACAACAUCCUUAAACAGCAAAUUACAUUGUCAUUGGAUUUGUCCGACCAUGAGGACGAGGGCAGGGGCGACAACGGGGGAGAUGGCAGCAGCAGCAUCGCGGCAACCCCAAUCACACCCACAACACCGAGUGCCUCGACCAGUGUGCCGGCACAGCAACAUCUCCAGUUCGAGCAACAGAAGCCCAUCAAAGUGCAGUCCGACAAGGACUGCACGGUGCCCUACAACAUUAUCAACAAUUAUUUUUCCGUCGGCGUGGAUGCCGCCAUCUGCGUCAAGUUUCACUUGGAGAGGGAAAAGAACCCGCACAAAUUCAACAGCCGCAUGAAGAACAAGCUCUGGUACUUCGAAUAUGCAACAUCCGAGACAUUUGCGGCAUCCUGCAAGAAUCUCCACGAGAGCAUCGAAAUUGUGUGCGAUGGCGUGGCUCUGGACCUGGCCAACGGACCCCACCUGCAGGGUGUGGCCCUGCUCAACAUCCCAUACACACACGGCGGUUCCAACCUGUGGGGCGAGCACCUGUCCCAGAAGCGGAUCCGAAAGAGCGCCGGUCCCUUCGGCAAGAGCAAGAAACUCCGGGCGGGCGACAAGGAGUUCUCGGCCACCAGCUUUAAUUCCGCGGAUCUCUCGGUGGCCAUACAAGAUUUUGGAGAUCGCCUUAUCGAGGUGAUUGGCCUGGAGAACUGCCUGCACAUGGGGCAGGUGAGAACUGGACUUCGAGCCUCGGGUCGCCGGUUGGCACAGUGUAGCGAGGUGAUCAUCAAGACGAAGAAAACAUUUCCUAUGCAGAUCGAUGGCGAGCCCUGGAUGCAGAUGCCCUGCACGAUCAAGGUGACCCACAAGAACCAGGUACCGAUGCUGAUGGCGCCGCGAUCAGAGAAGGGACGCGGUUUCUUCAAUUUACUGUGCAGCUGAUUCAGGCGCAGCGCAUCGAGCGACUUCAUGGGCAGAAAUGCCCCCGAGUCCGCCGAUGAGCUGGAUGAUGACUUCCGGAUCGUCACUAGGAGCACCACCGUCCACAACAUAGCCUAGCGUCAAUAGCUUUAGUCCAAGUCCACCCACGAUAGCAUCGAAUUGGUUUGUCCUAGGUUAAGGCUUCCCCUUAUGAUAGUGUAGAUGUGCUAUAUGUAUUCGUAUAUAUGUAUGUAUGUCGAGUGAGUUUCAGAGCUUUAUAUAUAGUGUUAGAGUAGCCAAAUAUACAACCGAGUCAAGUCCAUUCCAAUGGGAUCCGAGUGCGGAAGCUGUAUAUAGCAAUACCAGUACGAGAUCGGGGCAUCCCCGAUUCAGCGUGCAAAGGCUUUAGGUGUACAGUGCCACAGGAUAUUUUAAUAACUCUUUAAAAACGAUAACAUAGCGAAAAUUGUCCAAUUAUGCAACUGAAAUGAGACCAACCAAACAACCAGAAAAAAACCAAAACUAACAGCAUUGUAGUGCGAAUUUUAUGCCUUAGGCCUAAGUAAUUUAAUCCGUCAUUACCAGUGGCGGGUGUUGCAAGGGUCGAAGAUAUAAUACGAUCAGUGCCGAACCCAAAAAAGAAACAUAUCAAUGACUUCCGACUCGAGAAAUUACUUUUGGGGAACAUCCGCCACUGAUUUGCGAACUUUAUUUUUUUUUAGUACUUUAUAUUGUAUAUAGAUAAAACAAAUGUAACUUGAUAUGCAAAUGUCAAAUUAAUGGUGCAGCUUUAAACGAAAUUUUAUAUAUGUAUGAACACAUGUAUUGAGAUGAAAUGAAUUGGAUGUUUAAUAA